AGCACACCUAUUUAAACCAAACCUUUUUAAUCAAUUGCACCACCUUCGUCAGUCACUCGCCGGAGAAGAAAAGUAAGCGAAUUCAGGCAACUUCAAACCACGGCCGCCACACCACCACCACCACCACCACCACCAUCACCACCACCAUCACCAUCACCAUCGGCGCCUUCUCCUAAUUCAGCACCAUUAACACUAUUACCUCUCUCCAUACCCCAAUCAUAGAUCCGGCUCUGAGAGACAGAGAGAGGAAUAUGGGGUCCGAGUUGAUCUACAGAGGUCACGAGACCCAACCCAAGUCCAAUUCAUACUCGCCGAAGCCUACUAAGCCAUGGUUCUUCGAGAUUCGGCCGAUUCGAUACAUCCUCCGGGAGCAAAGACUCCUCUUCGUCCUCCUCGGCAUUGUCAUCGCCACCCUCUUCUUCACUCUCCUCCCCUCCUCCUCUCCGAUCUCCCACUCUCACUUCCUGUCCUCCGAGUUAACUCAGCCAACUCACCGAAUCUUCUACCAGGCCCAUUCCGUGUUCAGUUCGGGCGGCGGGAAGAUCCCCCUAGGGCUCAAACGCAAGGGUCUUCGGAUCGUCGUCACGGGUGGAGCCGGGUUCGUGGGUAGCCACCUGGUGGACCGUCUGAUCGCGAGAGGAGACAGCGUGAUCGUCGUCGAUAAUUUCUUCACGGGUCGGAAAGAGAACGUGAUGCACCAUUUUGGAAACCCUAGGUUCGAGCUCAUCAGACACGACGUCGUUGAGCCUCUACUCCUUGAGGUCGAUCAGAUCUACCAUCUCGCUUGCCCUGCCUCUCCUGUCCAUUACAAGUUCAACCCUGUCAAGACUAUCAAGACGAAUGUGGUGGGGACUCUGAACAUGCUGGGGUUGGCGAAGAGAGUAGGAGCGAGGUUCUUGCUAACGAGCACCAGUGAGGUGUACGGAGAUCCUCUGCAACAUCCUCAGGUCGAGACUUACUGGGGCAAUGUCAAUCCAAUCGGAGUCCGGAGUUGCUACGAUGAGGGAAAGCGCACAGCUGAAACAUUGACCAUGGACUAUCACCGCGGUGCUGGAGUUGAGGUGAGGAUUGCUAGGAUUUUCAACACAUAUGGGCCUCGGAUGUGCAUUGAUGAUGGCCGCGUUGUCAGUAACUUUGUUGCUCAGGCCCUGAGGAAGGAGCCAUUGACAGUUUAUGGUGAUGGCAAGCAGACACGGAGUUUCCAAUACGUUUCGGAUUUGGUGGAGGGUUUGAUGCGCCUGAUGGAAGGAGAACAUGUAGGACCUUUCAAUCUUGGAAACCCUGGUGAAUUUACCAUGAUCGAACUUGCUCAGGUUGUCCAAGAAACAAUCGACCCGAACGCAAAGAUAGAAUUCAGGCCUAACACAGAGGAUGAUCCCCACAAGAGAAAGCCUGAUAUCACAAGGGCCAAAGACCUGCUAGGUUGGGAGCCGAAAGUGUCCCUUCGCAAGGGUCUCCCUCUAAUGGUCUCAGAUUUCAGGCAACGGAUCUUUGGCGACCACAAAGAAGAUGGUGCCUCAACCACGAUGCCCUUAGCUUAAGAAUGGGGUAUACGUUUUUGAGUGACUAGUUUAAGAAAGUACGUUCAGGCGAAUACCAUUUCCAACUCUCCAUUGACACAAAAAGUCACCACACCAGCAGUAAGAUUAGCCCCAUUAUUUUCUAUUGAAUAGUCUUGAGCUCUUCUUUCGUCUAGCAUUUAUGCCCUUGUAUUUUUUUUUGUCACCCAUGGAACUAGAACAGAAAAACAGAUGUCCUUUUUAUUUAUAUAUUCUUUUGAAGAAAAAAAUCCUUUCUAUAAAUAAAUUUUUCCAUC
Molecule: messenger RNA, 1816 nt
Organism: Camellia sinensis
Lineage: Eukaryota; Viridiplantae; Streptophyta; Magnoliopsida; Ericales; Theaceae
Source: RefSeq, a predicted model, not a curated record